AAUCAGGGGAAGCAAUGAAACCAGGGAUUUUUGGCUCUACCAUUCUAUUUCCUGCUUUAAAUAUCUCUCUUCCCAGACCAUGGACAGAGUAAGUUUUUCCGAUUUAGUCUGGAUCGAUUAUUUGUUGAGAGAACUGAAAAGUGAGUAAGAAGAGAUGGAGAUGGCAGGUUCCAUGAGGAAAUGGGUAUCUGAGAAUAAAAUCACCUCAGUAGGGGCACUGUGGAGUUCAAGUUUAGGGGCUUCUCUUGCUUAUAACUUCUCAAAACCCUCCAUGAAAACCAGUCUCAAGCUUAUACAUGCCAGGAUACACGCACAGGGUAUUACUCUGGCAGCACUCUCUGUAGCUGCUCUUCUUCAUUUGUAUGAACAGAAUGCCCAGGAAAAGCUCAAGCAAAAUCACGGCAUUGCUUAGUCGCCACAAAUCUCAAAUGCAUAUGAUAUUAAUUCACUGUAGAUCUGGUUCUGUUUACCAUGUACUCUAAUGUUUCAGAGCUUUUUUGGUUACUUCUUAUGUAAUUAGAUUCAAAAUGUUACAGAAAAGAGAUGUUGUAAGUAGUGUAAUGUAAUUCGACUGAUUUCCGAAGUUAUAAAGAAAUAUAUCCCCUUCAGUUAAGUUUAA
Messenger RNA from Cryptomeria japonica (Japanese cedar), 619 nucleotides. RefSeq lists its product as uncharacterized. Gene Ontology annotation, biological process: mitochondrial respiratory chain complex IV assembly. The record is from RefSeq and is a predicted model, not a curated record. Bases 155 to 412 code for a protein of 85 amino acids. Lineage: Eukaryota; Viridiplantae; Streptophyta; Pinopsida; Cupressales; Cupressaceae. The transcript is spliced from 2 exons. Gene Ontology annotation, cellular component: mitochondrial inner membrane.